AUGUCUUCAACAGAGCCUUCGCAAAAUAAAACAUGGGAGCUAUCCCUUUACGAGUUACACCGUACUCCACAAGAAGUGAUCACAGACGCGACGGAAAUAGCGGUCUCCCCACGAAGUCUUCACAGCGAGCUGAUGUGCCCAAUCUGUUUGGAUAUGCUCAAAAAGACAAUGACUACAAAAGAAUGCCUCCAUAGAUUCUGCAACGACUGUAUUAUAACCGCUUUGAGAUCGGGCAACAAAGAGUGUCCGACUUGUAGAAAGAAAUUAGUGUCCAAACGUUCUCUUCGACCGGACCCCAACUUUGACCUGCUCAUAUCCAAGAUAUAUCCCAGUAGGGACGAAUACGAGGCUCACCAAGAACUGGUUCUGGCUAAACUAAGCAUGUCCCAUUCACAAGCUUCUCUCGUCAAUUCUAUAACCGAAGGCAUAAAGUUACAGUCACAGAACAGACCUCAAAGAUCAAGAAAGAACCACGACGAGAGUAGCAAUGCGUCUAAUUCCAAUGGUAAUGUAGAAACAGCUCAAAAUGGUAGUAAUUCUGCCACUCCCAAAGAUGGAACUUCUUCAAGCGGGAAUCCUGCACAAUCCGGUCAGUCAACAUCGAAUCCUGCUUCUGUGAGAAGUACACCAUCUCCAGUCCCGUCGAAUGUUUCAUCAGUAUCCAAAAACACAAGUACAACUAAAAGGGCCAAAUCGGUAUUGACUUCAGAGAGAAGUGAAGAAAGUGAAUCUAGUGAUGGAAGAACAGAAGGAGAGAACUCGAUGGACACGGAAGGAGAAGGGGAGCCCCUAAACCCCAAUGAGAUAGAGCUAGUCUUCAAACCCCACCCUACAGAGAUGACUGGGGACAAUCAACUUAUGAGAGCUCUUUGUGACAAUUCUGUGAGAUAUCUAAAGACAACACCCAAUGCUUCUGUCGAUCAUCUAAGCAAGUACCUAGCGAUGCGUCUCACUUUGGAUCUCGAUGCAGAGCUACCAGAGGCACUCCGGCUUCUGAACUUUUGUAUUUACGUAGCACCUUCGCCUGGACAGUUUGUGCUGUUGGCUGGCUCACAGACCCUUCGUCAGAUUAUCGAUAAGUUCUGGAAGGUCAACAAACCUUUGGAGAUGUUCUACUCCUGGAAGAAAACCUAG
Messenger RNA from Bombyx mori (domestic silkworm), 1134 nucleotides. It is a transcript of the gene Sce, whose product is annotated as E3 ubiquitin-protein ligase RING1. Gene Ontology annotation, molecular function: chromatin binding; ubiquitin protein ligase activity. NCBI's taxonomy places the organism in Eukaryota, Metazoa, Arthropoda, Insecta, Lepidoptera, Bombycidae. The record is from RefSeq and is marked provisional. Gene Ontology annotation, cellular component: PcG protein complex; ubiquitin ligase complex.